This is a messenger RNA of Trypanosoma conorhini, 846 nucleotides long. Its product is annotated as kinesin. The transcript has a single exon. Bases 1 to 846 code for a protein of 281 amino acids. Gene Ontology annotation, molecular function: mRNA binding. NCBI's taxonomy places the organism in Eukaryota, Euglenozoa, Kinetoplastea, Trypanosomatida, Trypanosomatidae. Gene Ontology annotation, cellular component: P-body. Gene Ontology annotation, biological process: cytoplasmic stress granule assembly; P-body assembly. The record is from RefSeq and is a predicted model, not a curated record.
AUGUCCACGGAGCGUGCUAUAGGUAGUACGAUUGUCCUCAUUACCAACAGCCUAAUCCGCUACGAGGGGACCCUGGGUCAAAUCGAUGGGCCAAACAACACCGUCAGCCUGACAAAUGUGCGUGUCUUCGGUACGGAGGACCGCGCCGAGGGUGCGGGGCAGGCCCAAAUUCCCCCUGCUGAGCAACUGUUUGACCAGAUUGUCUUCCGCGGAUCUGACAUCAAGGAACUGACAGUGUUUGAGGAGCCGCAUAAUCCCAUGAUGGACCCGGCAGUUGUGACGGCGCUCCCUGCCCGCAACCCUCCUGCCAGGCUGACGUCCACGCAGCCGCGCGGUGGUCCUUCAUCUGGCCACCCCCACCCACUGCAGCAGCAGCAGCAGCAGCAGCACCAUCAUCAUCAACCGCACCACCAACACCAGCACCAACACCAACACCAGCAGCAGCGUUACGGCGGUGGUGGCUACCGUCGUGGAGGUGGCGGUAGCGGCUAUCGCGGGGCACGUCGUGCGGAUGGGCACACGGGGCAGGAUUUCCGCCCUGCCACGGGGGCCGCGAAGGAGGAGUUCAAGGACGACUUUGACUUCUCAAAGAGCCGGGAGGAGUUUGAGAAGAAGAAGAACGAGUUUGAAAAGGCCAAGGAGGAAGCCAAGACGCAUAGCAAGGUUUAUGACAGGAGCAGCUUCUUUGACAAGAUAUCUUGCGACCAGGAUCGCGUCAUCCGGCUGGACCGUGAGGGAAUGAAAAGAGCUGACGCUGAGACGUUCGGCAGCGAGAUGGUUGGCAAUAUGCGUGGCCCACGCCGUGGCCGCGGUGGCCGCGGCCGCUACAAUGGCCGCUAUAACUGA